AUGGGCACGCUGGCAGACGAUGAAUUCGAGGUUUCCACGAGGAUGAUGGACACAAAACAGCAACACAACUCGUACAGAAAACGCGCCAGUAGAAGUCCAUGGAUGUCGUCGAGCCUCUUCAAGUCGUCAAUUUCUCAUCCAGUUGUCGUCAUUCCUGAGAAUGGACGCGACAGUUGGACAUUAGCGCCCCGGCCGUAUCCGGUUUCACGUGUGUGGGCAAACUCGACGAGGUCAUCGUCUGGACGGAUUGCAUUCAUGGCACCGAACGCGGGGAAGACGGCUCAUUAUGAGCACCAGCUAUACGAAGCGCUUCUGAAGGGGGCUUGGAUUGACAGUCUUCCGGGACGUGCCCACAAUGGCACCGCAUUGAAUUGGUCCGAGUUACUCCGCAAGUUCCGCAAGCAUGCCUCGAAUCAUGCAGGUCAGAAUCUGGCGAAUGUUGCUUCUCAAACUCAGGCGCUCGCGUUACUCCUGGUCCCACUAGGUGACUCAGUUGCGCCUGACAACAGUGUUUCCGCUGAGGUACUAGACGGCGAUGUGUCCGACCCGGGUGUACCACUUAGAUUGGGCUCAGAAUGCGUACUGCCUGAGGAACGGAAAGAAGAGGCUUUGGGUUGCUUGAAUGCCCUAGGGAGCGCAAACGAGAAUUCCCCCUCGAAAAUCUCCAUUCAACUGGCUCGUGCUCAUUUUGCAUACGCACUGGGGAAUCCAAGCGAAUGUCUCUCAAUUCUUUCUCGCGUUGACCUUAAUGCCUUCCCCUCUUCACUUCCCUCAUCUUUACUAUUACCCCAAGAUAGUAUCGGCCGCAGUACUCAACGCACCACCACCACCGUGAGCACAACAACCACGUCAAUCACAAACAUAACUAUCGGGUCUGUAAUGUCGCGUUCUGUGAGCCUGACUGAAAGCACCAUUUGGAACACUGGAGCGGCCGCGCGUAAAGCAGAGUCUGAAUCUAAUCCCGGUGCGGUUUGGCGUGCCACUGAGCUUCUCAGGGGACGUUGCGAAGAAGGGAUGUCCCAUGAGCUGCUAAAGGAUUUUGUUUCUGCAUCUCGAGCGUAUGAUGCUGGGUUCGUGAUACUCGAUGGGCUUACGGCAACGAAGUCAUUUGGGAAAACUGAAAGGGUCAAAGUUGAGACUUUCAGGUCCCACAGAGAAAUGUGGAGGUGGGCAGAGUUGCUCAUAAGGCGAAGGACUAUACUGGCCGCAAAGUAUCAGUCCCUUUCCGAAACAUUCUUACAUUUCCGGGCCUACCAGCUCUAUUCGUCAAAUUGGCCCCUUUCUUUCCGUCCAUGCGGCUUUGGGGCAGUUUACUCGCUAUACAUUCGGGCUCUUUGCCUGUCAUCUCCACUGAUGCCGAUCUCGGAACCAUCCACUGAGGCACCGUUGCAACAAUCGUCCUCCUUGCUGCCGGCCGGAGAACUCUCAAGUCAAACUUCGACAAUGAAACGCGCUGUUUCUUCGUCGAAGCCACCAAUCUCUUUCGGAAAUUGGUACGUCGAGUCAAAGCGGGCUGCCGAAGAAUACCAACGCGUGCUGGGAUCUGUCACAAAAUUCCCAAAAGCAGGAGAGCAUAAUGCUGCCAUCAACUCUUUCGUCGACCUUUGUGUUGCGAUCUGGAACCGAGGAGGGUGUUUUGAAACAGAAACGGAGUGGAUUAUCGAGAUUCUAUGGUGGGCAUCUCGUUUGACAUUCCAUUCACAACGAAUCAUGCGCCAUCUUACUCGGCUGCUUGUUGCACAUGGGAAUUUCGUGGAAGCAAAGCGCACAUUCAAACUGUACGUGCAACUCGUCACCAAGUCGAGACAGACGUUCCAAGGCGGCGUAUCAUUGUUGCUUAAGAGACGCCCCACGGAGCUUCCUGCCGAGCAUCCAGAUGUCAUAGCAAAAGGAGAAGAGGAGAAUGAAACUGUCACUGAUGGCAGAAAGCCCAAAGCGAAAGACAGUGUGGACGACAGGUCAACUGGCGACAUGGAUGAUGAUGAGACUUACGUUGACACGCUCAUGUACGGAAUCCGCAUGCUAUGUCGCUAUGGCGACCGGGAUGAUGUUGCUGAAGCAAGGCGUACGUGUGCUCUUCUCGACGAACUUGUUAUCGAGAAACACAAAUGGCCAGCCCUUACUUUUACGAAUGCGAAUAUCGCACGAGGGACCCUCUUCUGGCGUGAAGCAAAUUUAGAACAUGAUCCCGUGGCACGACCAAAUUUGCUCAAGCAAGCAAGCGCUGCGCUACAAGAUGCAACAGUGUCAAAAGGGUGCCCAGCCUCAGGUUACUUCCAGCUUGCAAUUGUUCAAGCAGCACAGCGAUCUAUUGACGGCGCUAUUCUGUCGGCUCGACGAUCUCUAGAGCUGGCUCCGAAAGAUCGGCGCGCUUGGCAUCUUCUAGCGCUUUUGCUUACAGCCAAAGAAGAAUGGACAAGCGCAAGGCAACUGCUUGACAUAUGCUUCGUCGAGACAGGGGAAGAGGAUCUUCGCGAAACUUCAUCUAGCCCCGUUCUGGAUUUUCCCGCAAAUCAGAACCCACAUGAUGGCACAAUUAUACGGGUCUAUGCGCCUUCGCAGCCCGAAGGUGAAGGGAACCCUGGGGAAGUAGUGCAUGCACCUGAGCAAAUGCUAAUUGAACCGAGGAGCGAUCGAAUACCAUCGCCCUACACUCUUCUCGCUGGAAUGACCAUCGCUACUCCCAUAUCUAGACAGGAACGAUUUGGAGUGUCAAUCAAUCUACUUCUAACUCAGAUCGCAAUCAUCGAAAAAAACGAGGGUGCAGAUAGCGCGAAUGAGAAAUUACAGGAUCUCUUCACGUACUUCUCGUUACACUGUCCCAGUGGGACCUUGCCAUCCUCUUGUAGGGAAUCAUUGGACAUGGCGCAAUUGGCAGGAUACAUGCAGCCCCCUACCAAUGCUGGAAGUGUUCCUCGGAUCGAAAUAAAUGACCCUCGGGGCUCAAUGGAGUCUUCGCCAUCCGAGUCCCAUUCUCAUCGUCAUCGGCGUUUGCUCCGGCCGCAUCGUCCGAGGAAGAAGAGCGACUCGGGUGAGUGGGUGGAUGUCGAAAGUGCUCUGAAGAUGCAUGCUUCUGUGUCUGAUCUGCAGUCUCAAACUGAGAAACAGUCGAAAGGCAGGGCAGGUUCGCCGGCUCCAUCCACAGCGCCCUCACGCUCACCUGCACCAUCCUUUUUACGUGGUUAUGGUAGCGUCACACACGAUCUUCAGCGGUCGCUCACACCAUCACCAGUGCCGACGGCCACACCGGUGCAGCGGACAAGAUACGAGAACAGGUUAUUAUCAGAUGUCUGGCUAACUUCUGCCGCCAUAUUCAGAAGGAUGGGGAGAUAUGACCAGGCGAAAGAUGCAAUCGGGGAGGCAGAGAUCUUGGACGAGAACAAUCCAGGAGUGUGGGUCCAGCUUGGCCUGCACCACAUGACUAUUGGUAAUCGCGCUCUCAGCCUCGAGUGUUUCUUCAAAGUGCUAAUGCUCGACUCGAACAACAUCUCUGCGACUGUUCACCUCGCAAGGCUCUACCUUGAGCCACAUCUUCCGCCAGCCUUGCCUCCACACCCUACCCUGCCACCCACAACAUCAGGGAAGCAGGACAGCGCCAGCAUACUCGACCAACAACGAACGGACACCGCAAAGCGCGACACAUCCAAUAUUGACAUGGCCGCCGGCCUUCUCGAAGAUGCCACACAGCGGACGAUCGGGUUUGACGUUCCAGAGGCGUGGUACUUCCUCGCUCAAGCGGUCGGUUUGCAAGGUAGGAGAGAGAAGCAGAGGGAAUAUCUGAUCACAGCGCUUCAACUUGAAGAGGCACGGACCAUUAGGAAUUUAAAGGAUGCAUUGCCAAUUUGUCUUUAA
Messenger RNA from Cantharellus anzutake, 3852 nucleotides. RefSeq lists its product as uncharacterized. The coding region runs from base 1 to 3852 and encodes 1283 amino acids. The record is from RefSeq and is a predicted model, not a curated record. Lineage: Eukaryota; Fungi; Basidiomycota; Agaricomycetes; Cantharellales; Hydnaceae. The transcript has 10 exons. Gene Ontology annotation, molecular function: protein binding.